CCGCCGCCGCUCCCUCCCGGCCACCGCGGGUCCACCCGCCGUCGCCUUCCUCCCACUCCGUGUCACCAAUGGCAUCCUUUCCCCCUCCCGUUGACGUCUCGACCCUCGAUCAUCUCGUGCGCGCUGCCGACAACUCAGCAACCAAUUGGUAUUCCUUCGUCGGCAGCCUCCACCGCGUCCUCGGCAGUGCUUAUGUCCUGCCGUUCCGCCUCCUGGACAUCAUGCUUGGUCUCCCAGAGGGCAAUGUUCGAACGCACCGACUUCGAUGCUGUCGGACCGCUCUUCAAGGAAUACUUCAGCAUCACGAUCGAACAUAGUGCUGGCGCUGUUGACUACACCAGCCGUCUCCUGGACCUUGCCUCCCGCCUUGAGGCUCGCCAGACUACUCUCCCCCCCAACCUUCAGAUCUACCGUCUCCUCGAAGGCCUCUCCCCUCAAUAUGAAGUGCGCGUCAUCGCCUUCACUGAGGCUCAGCCCCGCGCCUCCCUUGACACUGUGGUCCAAUGGAUCAUUGACGCUGAGGCCCGCCUUCUCUCAACCCCCCCCUCCGGCCUGAACUCCACCGCGUCCCAAAACCCCCAGCUUGCACAGUGGUGGUGGUGGAGGCAGUGGUGGCUCAUCUGGUAGCCGUGGUGGCCGCCCUGGCACUCUUCCCCCAUGUUCCUAUCUUCGCCGUUUUGGUCCCAGGGCGGGUGAGCGCUGCACCCAAACCAACCAUCCCCCCGCAACCUGCUUCAAGGCGUAUGAUGACGCCUGGUUCGAGCGCGGCAACACUGGCACCCCCCCACGCUGGUCUGCCAUGGAUCCCCGCCCCUCUCUCCAGGAUGUCAAAACUCUUCCGUCUUUCCUCCCCUCUCAUCUUCAGCUCUCCUCCUCCUCCUCCUCUGUCGCUGACCCCAUAAC
Closterium sp. NIES-67 is the source of this 903-nucleotide messenger RNA. The record is from the annotation of a GenBank genome assembly. NCBI's taxonomy places the organism in Eukaryota, Viridiplantae, Streptophyta, Zygnematophyceae, Desmidiales, Closteriaceae.